ACACCUUGUGUCUGUCAACGUCAUCCGGCGCAGAGAAUAGGGUCGGAAAAUAUUGUGAAAAAUAACCUUAUUUUAAAUAAAAUCUAAAUUAUCACAAAAAUGGAGUUAAACGAAAGAAUUUUGCACUACCUGGACAAACAGGAUAAAGUGGACACUCUAAAAUUGGCAAGCGAAUUCAAUGAAGACCAUCAGAAAAUUGUUGGUGCAGUGAAAAGUUUGGAAGCUCUUGAGAUGGUAGUUUCAGAUACUGUUAAGAAUACAAAGUGGGAACUUACUGAAGAAGGGCAGUUAGUGGCUGAGAAAGGAAGCCAUGAGGCUGUUCUAUAUCACAGUGUACCCGACGGCGGUAUCGCCCAAGCCGAAAUUAUGAAGACAGUCCCAAAUGCAAAAGUUGGAUUCAGCAAAGCCAUGUCCGCUGGUUGGAUCCUCAUAGACAAAUCCGGGGGUGCCCCAUUAGUCAAGAAGAAAGUGGAAACCAUCACAGAUACAGUACAAGACUACCUGAAUGAAAUUAAGAAGGGCAUUGAUAACUUACCAGAUAAUGUAAGGAAUGAUUAUAAGAAGAGGAAACUGCUACAAGAGGUGACUUUGAAAAGUUUCCUAUUGUCCAAGGGGCCGCAGUUUGCGACUUCUAUAAAGAAACUAGAGACAGACUUGACCGCUGAAAUGCUACAAUCUGGCUCAUGGAAGACACUGGAGUUCAAACCUUACAAUUUUGAUGCUCUGGGUCAGCCUCCAGAAAGUGGUCACCUCCACCCGCUACUGAAGGUCCGAUCCGAGUUCAGAGAGAUCUUCCUCGAGAUGGGCUUCACGGAGAUGCCAACCAACAACUAUGUCGAGAGCUCCUUCUGGAACUUCGAUGCUCUGUUCCAGCCGCAACAGCACCCGGCUCGGGACGCUCAUGAUACAUUCUUUGUGUCCAAUCCGGCGGUGACUACGAAGUUCCCGAUGGAUUAUUUGGAGCGGGUGAAGAAGGUCCAUAGUGAAGGAGGCUAUGGUUCUCAGGGCUACAGAUACUCGUGGAAGAUCGAAGAGGCUCAGAAGAAUCUGCUCCGCACGCACACCACGGCGGUGUCGGCGCGCAUGCUGUACAAGGUGGCACAGGAGGGGUUCCGGCCACAGAAGUACUUCAGCAUUGAUAAGGUAUUCCGCAACGAGACCCUCGACGCGACCCACUUAGCCGAGUUCCAUCAAGUGGAGGGCGUCGUGGCGGACCGCGGGCUCGGACUGGCAGACCUUAUAGGGGUUCUGGACACCUUCUUCAAGAGACUAGGCUUCGACAAGUUGCAGUUCAAGCCGGCGUAUAACCCUUAUACUGAGCCUAGCAUGGAGAUCUUCGCUUUCCAUAAUGGUCUCAACAAGUGGAUAGAGAUCGGCAACUCAGGAGUCUUCCGUCCAGAAAUGCUGCUACCGAUGGGGCUACCCGAAGACGUCAAUGUCAUCGCUUGGGGACUCUCUCUAGAACGACCCACCAUGAUCAAGUAUGGACUGAAUAACAUCAGGGACUUGGUCGGACCUAAAGUGGACUUGCAGAUGGUCCAGUCUAAUCCCAUUUGUAGGCUGGAUAAGUGAGGUUGAUGUUGAGGUUUUGUAUUCUAUGUAUGUUGCACGCAAUAUAAAUUAUGAAGAGCUU
Plutella xylostella (diamondback moth) is the source of this 1633-nucleotide messenger RNA. RefSeq names its product phenylalanine--tRNA ligase alpha subunit (gene alpha-PheRS). Gene Ontology annotation, cellular component: cytoplasm; cytosol; phenylalanine-tRNA ligase complex. Gene Ontology annotation, biological process: phenylalanyl-tRNA aminoacylation. The record is from RefSeq and is a predicted model, not a curated record. NCBI's taxonomy places the organism in Eukaryota, Metazoa, Arthropoda, Insecta, Lepidoptera, Plutellidae. Gene Ontology annotation, molecular function: phenylalanine-tRNA ligase activity; tRNA binding; ATP binding.